AUGGUUGAUUUACCACCGGUUAAACAAUCGUAUACUAUUACGACAACUAGUGAACUUAAAUCACGAGCAUUUAAAAGUAGCAUGGGUGUUUUACCAAUUCGUCGUAGUGAAUCAAUACCGGAAUUAAAUUUAGUUCAUUUACGUGGAAGAUCAGUCAUGGCAACAGGAGGAAAUAAUGAUGAUUUAGCAAGUAGUCGUGUAGGUACGAAUACUCCAAUAACACCAAGACGUCCAGUACCUUUAACAGAAUCUAAUCAAAUAAAUUUAAUUGAACGUCGUGAACCAUUACCAGCUAUUCUGCCAAUGGUUGGUACAACACAUACAGCUACUCUUCAAGAAAGACAAGCACAAAAAAAACCUAUUAUUCAAGUACCAGCAGUCAAAAAACGAAAAAUUGAUGUAGUUGUUAUUGAACCUGAAGUAUUACCACGAACAACACCACGAUCUGUCGUUAAUCGUAUGGUUCAUGAAGCACGUUUAUUAACACAACCUAUUGGUGAUCGUACAACACCACAUAGUCGUUUAUCUAGUAAACAACAAUCUUAUGGCACAUCAUCAAGUAUGUCAAUAACUCAACAACAACAAGUUAUAAUUACACCAAGUGAUGAUCCAACACGUGCAGCUGUUGAAAAUUUAAUAGCAUCGAUAAAAUCUAAACAAUUACAAGAGACUCAACGACAAUCCGAUCGUAAAAUUCUAGAUAUUAUACAUCGUGUACUUGGUAGAACAGUUGAUCUUGUUUAUGACGAAGAUGAACAAGAAAGAAUUCAUCAAGAACAUGAACAACAAAUAAUAAGUGAAGAAGAAAAAAGAAUACCUAUAAUUAUUGAAGAAGAAAAUAUGAGUGUUAACUUACGAGUACCAGAUGUCAGUCGAAUGGAUCUUGAUAUGGAAGAUGAAAAAGAUCAAGAUGAAGAAAGAGAAUAUGAAGAUGAAGAUAUUGAUGAAAAAGAUAAAACUAUUGGAACAAUUAAAUUAACAGAUGAAGAUGAAAAAAUUGAUAUGUCAAAUGAUCCACUAUAUCGUCAUAUAUUAUUUGGAAUUUCAGAUGAAGAUUUAUUAAAUGUACGAGGUACUCGAAUAAAUGUACCAACUCCAGUAUUCAAAAAAAAUCAAGCAUUACCUACUAAAACAGUUAAACAUGAAGAUAAAAGUAUUCAUCAUUUUUGUAUUCAAAUGGCUGAUGAUAAGGAUAUCAUGUCAAAAGAAGUUCGAGCCAUUACUCAAUUAUAUCAUGAACGAGCUCGAUUUCGACAUAAAUUACCUAUGUCUUCAACAUAUUAUAAACAUGGACAAAUGCCAACUUAUCCAAUUAGAGAAAUAAUUGAAGAUGAAGAAAGUGAAGAAAAUGAACAAAAAAUUUCAUAUCCAGCUCAAUCGAAUACUCCUUCAAUUCCUUAUGAUGGUUUAAUGUCCUCAGAUACUGAUCUUAAUGUCUGGCAACGUCGUGCUGCUCAACGGGUUCAACCUAAAAUUGAAGGCGAUUCUGCUCUUUCUCAAGAUCCAUAUCUAAUUCGUUUAUGGACACCUGCACCACCGAAAAUGUAUAUUCAUCCACGUCGUAUAAGACAACAUCUUUUUGUUAAUUAUACAUCUGCUGAUACUAAAGAAAUUGAAGAUAAUGAAGAUGAAGAAUUAACUAUAGCCGAUGAACAUAAAUCAAUAUUUACAAAUUUUAGUGAACAAGAUCAAUUCAUAGAACAAUUUUUUACUAUUCCUGUUAUAAAACCAUAUAAAUCACUUGAACGUUUACCAUCAGCAAUCGAUCAAAGUGAUGAAUUUCAAAUGAUUCCAACAAUGAUUCGAUCAACUCGUUCAUGUUCAGAUUUAACAUCAGAAAGUGUAAUUCGUUUUGAUACAGGUCAUGCAUUUACAUUAGAUGAAACAAAACAUCAAAUUGACGCUCGAAAAAAUGUUAAAAUUGAAUCAACUACACCAGCCUCAAUUCCUUUUGAGGACAUACAAGUUAUAUCAUCUGAAUCAGUGGAAGUGACGACGAAUGUCAAAGACAAUCUAGUUAACGAAAAAGAAUCAAUUAUUGAUGAAAAACCUGAAGAAUCCUCGGGAGAUUUUAAAUAUUUUCGAAAAACAAAUCGUUCAGUACAUUAUGAACAAUCUGUUGCUGCUGGUCGUCGAUUUAUAUCAAGUGGUCGUCUUCGAGCAAGUCGUCGUGCUCGAAAAGAUGCUCGUUUUUGGGAACGUAUUGAUGCUAUUGUUGCUAUUGCUUCGGCUCCACCACGUUAUCCACCUAUAUCACGACGUCAUUCAUUUCAUGAAGCAAUAUUUUAUGAACAAAAUCAUCCACAUAUAUUAAAAGAAAAGUUUCGUCAACGUCGAACAAGUCUUGAACGUGAUAAACAAAAUUUUGAUGAAAUUAUUAAAACAAAAUAUAAAUAUGAUGAAACACGUGUUAAAUCAGCUGGAAAACGUUUAUUAAAUGAAUUUGAAUGGACACGUGAUUUAUGGUAUAGUUGGCUUGAUGAAUAUAUAGCUGAAUUAGAUAAAUGUGAAUCAAUAAGACAAGAAAAUGAAAUAAAACGACAAAGUACUCUUAAAACACCACAAGAGGAAUCAUCAAUAACAAUUGUAAUCGAAAAUGAAGCUGAUGAAAGUCAAACAAAAAAAGGGCCUAGUAUUCAACUUGAACCCAUUACAAAUCUUCAAUUAGCUGAUAGUGAAGAACGUCGUUUAAUUGAAGAGGAAAUACAUCGUUUAACAUUAUUAAUUAAUCGAGAUUCACAUGAUGUAUUUAGUUUAACACGACGAGGAGGUUUAUUACGUAAACUUGGAUUAUUUUAUGAUGCUCUUAAUGAUUUAUCAUUAGCUAUUUAUAUUGAACCAUCAUUUAUGGAUGCUUAUUGGCAACGUGCACUUAUUUAUAUAAUAUUUGAACAUUAUGAUGAAGCAUUAGAUUCAUUAAAUAUGUGUAUAAAAUUUAAUAAAACUCAUGCCGGUGCUUAUAAAUUACGUGGUGAUGUAUAUGCAAUUAAAAAUGAUUUAGCUUUAGCAAUUGCUAAUUAUUCCCAAGCUAUUCGUUAUAAUCCAACAGAUCAUGAAGCUUAUUAUCAACGUGCACAAACUUAUGAACGACGAAAUGAAAUUCUUUUAGCUAUGGAUGAUUAUGUACAAGUAACUCGAUUGAAUCCGAAGAAUAUUGAUGCUUGGUAUAAACAUGCUAUGUAUUAUUUUAAUUCAAAUAAUUAUGAUUAUGCUGUUGGUGAUUUUACAGAAUUAUUAAAACGUCAAUCAGAUCAUGUAACAGCACGUCUUUAUCGUGGUCUUUCAUAUUUCUAUCUUGAAUAUUAUCAAUUAGCUUUAGCUGACUUUUCUGCAACACUUCAUUAUGAUCCAUCAAAUUGGGAAGCUUAUUAUCAUCGUGCUUGUCUACUUCGUACAUGUAAUCCAGCUCAGGCAUUAAAAGAUUUUAGUAUAUCAUUAUUAAUUAAUCCUGAAUAUGAAAAUGUUGGUGCAUAUCUGCAUCGAGCAUUAAUUUAUUGUAAACAAAAUCAAUAUGAUGCAGCUAUUGGUGAUUAUGAAGCUGUACUUGUAUUAGAUCGUGAACAUGCACCAGCUUUAUGUAAUUUAGCUAUUAUUUAUAUGAGAACAAAUGUUCAAAAAGCUUUACAAUUAUUUUCAAGAGCAAUUGAAGCUGAACCAACAUAUGUUCGAGCUUAUUUUUGUCGUGCUUAUUUUUAUACUCAAAUUAAUAAAUUACAACAAGCCUAUUCAGAUUAUACAAAAAUCUAUCAUAUGUUUCCGGAUCAAAAUGCUGCUAUGGUACUUCGAGGAAAUAUGCUUCUUGCAAUGGGAAAACUUGAUUUAGCUUCAUUUUGUGUUGAAGUAGCUGCUAAAUUACAAUCAUUAUCUAGUCCAGAAGAAGAUGAAUCAUCAUCAAUAUCAUCUUCAAUGAAAAUGAGUGCAUCAAGUCCUCAACAACAAGCUAUUGUUCAUUCAUUUCUUGAACAAUUUGAUUAUUCUUUAUCAAUUAUGGAACGUGAAUGUUCAUAUCAUCCAACAGCUGCAAAUUAUCGUAUGCUUGGUAGAUUACGUAUAAAAGCUAAACGAUUUGAUGAUGCACGAGAUGCAUUUGAGAAAUGUAUACAAGCUUGUAAAAAUAGUAUUUCAGAUCAAACAGGUGAUCUUCAUGGUGCUUAUUUAGAUUUAAGUAAAUGUUUUGUACAACUUAAACGUUAUCCACAAGCUAUAGAACAAUUAACUAUACUUAUUAAACUUCAACAACCAAAUCAAAAUGCUGAAGCUUAUUUACAACGUGGUAUUGCAAAAAUGAGAAUGUUUGCCAAAUUUACUGCUCAUGAAUUAAUAAAAUUAUCAUCAAAUAGACGACCAUUAUUAGAUAUUAAUAGAGCACUUGUAAUUGAACCAAACAGUGCUGAAGCAUAUCUUGCACGAGCUGCUUGGUAA
Rotaria sp. Silwood2 is the source of this 4422-nucleotide messenger RNA. The record is from the annotation of a GenBank genome assembly. NCBI's taxonomy places the organism in Eukaryota, Metazoa, Rotifera, Eurotatoria, Philodinida, Philodinidae.